Molecule: messenger RNA, 579 nt
Organism: Phoenix dactylifera (date palm)
Lineage: Eukaryota; Viridiplantae; Streptophyta; Magnoliopsida; Arecales; Arecaceae
Source: RefSeq, a predicted model, not a curated record
AUGGAAGACGAUAGGAGGGCACCAUCCCCAGAUCCUAACUACCACUCAGAUUCCCCGGAUACGCCAUGCUUUGUGGCAGGCAACACAGAUCUAGCUGGAGUAUACCAGCUGAUGAUGCAGUUACUCCAGCAGCAGCAGCAGAUGCAGUUGGCCACCAUACAACCAGCCAACUCCUAUUAUGAAAAUUUAAGACGAUUGAACCCACCAGUAUUUGACGAAGGAUCGGACCCGAUAGCAGCUGAGACGUGGGUUCGGAAAAUGGAGAAGAUGUUCCAAGCGCUCCAGUUUUUUGAAGAAACAAAGGUCCGAUUAGCCAUUCCCCAGCUGAAAGGAAGUGCUGAAUUUUGGUGGACAACCAUGGAACCAGCAUAUCCCACCAGUAGGAUAACUUGGAUGGACUUUACGAGGUUGUUCUACACCCAGUAUUUUUCGGACUUAGUUAACCAGAUGAAACAAGAUGAAUUUUUGGCACUGACACAGCCCGAUCAGAUGUCCAUCUUAGAGUAUGCCAACAAAUUCAACGAGCUUGGUCGAUUCUGCCCCCAGUUCAUGGACAAUGAAAGAAGUAAGGGAAGCUGA